Messenger RNA from Dryobates pubescens (Downy woodpecker), 2856 nucleotides. It is a transcript of the gene THADA, whose product is annotated as THADA armadillo repeat containing. Lineage: Eukaryota; Metazoa; Chordata; Aves; Piciformes; Picidae. Gene Ontology annotation, biological process: tRNA methylation. Gene Ontology annotation, cellular component: cytosol. The record is from RefSeq and is a predicted model, not a curated record. The transcript has 18 exons. Bases 52 to 2856 code for a protein of 934 amino acids.
UGGAGACCGGAAGGCAAGCGGCGCCCGCAGCAGGUUUCUCAAUCAGCUAAAAUGGUUUUAAAGAAGAAGAAGGAAAUUCAGGUGGAUGCAUUUUUUCUUGACCAACAACAUCUCGAAAAACUUCAAAGGUUUUCAAAGGAUGGAGAGCAAAACCUGGCAUCUCUGCUUUUACACUGUGCACAGCUAAGCAAUGGCAUCCAGCAGAUCCAGUGUAUUAAACAGAUUAUACCAUCGGUGAAGAAGAUGGAUCAAAACUCUCCAGGUGAUCCUAUGGUUAAAGCUUGUUUGGAUAUUUUGGGAGAGAUGUAUUUUUCACUGAGUAUGAAGAAUCCCUUAAAGAAAGUAUUAGCAAGUUCACUAAAUUGUCUUCCGGAACAGUUUAUGACACUAGCUGUACAAAGCUUUGCAUGCUGCCUUAGGGAGGAACUGAAAACCACAGAUGUAUAUUUGUACAGAAAAGUGUUGGACAGUCUUGCUUCCUGCAUGGAGGACUUCAACUUAGGUAGAACAAGUAUUAAGAACCUCUUUGAAGAAGUUCUUCAGUUUCUGCAGAAGUCACUACUUGACAUACAGGAAGAAAGCAGAAAGAAGCAUGGAAAUCAUAUUGUUCAGACUCAGUUGAUGCAUGAUUUAUUGACAGGCAUUAAAGUGUCAAUGAUGCUUGUGCAGAAACUACCAGAAAACAUCCAGGGAAGUCUUUGGAAACACCGUGAGUCUUCUGUGUGGCAAAGUAUGUGUAGCUUACUGAAAAGCUCCACAAACUUCCUAAUGGAUGGUAAUCUCCUGCAAACUGUCCAGUCUGCCUCAGGCCUGGCUGUUAUUCUGUUUAUUAAGACUAUGUAUGAGCCAGUUGAAGAAUUGCCUUCCUUGAUCAGUGGCUUGCUCCUUGGCUCAGUGAAACACACAGGUGUGCCAGCGUGGUUUGUGAGGAACUGUGGAACUCUGUGUAUGGAAGAAAUCCCUGACUCAGUUCUUCUUUUUCUUUGCCAUGGAGCACUGGCUAUGCUGGAAUGGAAGAAUGGCAGCAUGGGUGAAAAUGGAGAGAAACUCUUACUAGAUAUUGCAUCAGUCUUGUUGUCUUUGAGUUCAGAGUUAAAAGAAUCCAGUAUGGCAACGUCUUUGUCUAGAAUCCUUGCUAUUUGGACUAAUUCAGCACUGGCUGCCCUGGUUUCAUGUUCCCCAAAUCUAAAACUCAAACUUAAUGGGAAUUGUGACCUAAUUGGGAAGCUGCUGGAAUACGUUUACACACACUGGGAACACCCUCUGGAUGCUGUUAGACACCAAACCAAAUUGAUAUUCAAGAAUCUUCUUCAGAUACACCAACACACCGUUACUGGAUGCAAUGAAAAAUCAGACCCAUUCUUUGCAAGGCUGCUAAAGCAUUUACUGAGCUUGGAAUGGCACGUAAGAGGGAAAUACGCUUCUCUUGGCUCUCUUGUGAAGUGUAUGGGCACCGAACAUAUACUGCAGUUGGACAGAACAAUUCCAGCACAGAUCUUGGAUGUGAUGAAGGAUCAGUCUCUUGCACCCUAUGCUAGUGAUCUUUUGGAAACCAUGUUUACAAAUCACAAAGCCCAUUUUACUUUGAACUUUCAAGAAAGCACUCGGAUUGACCAGUGGCAUGACAUCUGGGUUUCUCCUCUUUUAGUAGUACUGUGUGAAGGGAACCAUGACCAAGCUACUUAUAUAACAGAUUACUGUUUACCAAAAUUGCUCAAAUGUAGCCCUGACAGUCUGAACUACAUGAUUAGAGUUCUUCAGGCUUCUGCAGGUGCUAAUCUGGGUAAGAAAUGGCUUUCAUUUUCUUUAGGCUCUUGCAGUACUAGAGGAGCUCUUGGAGCAUUAAUGGCAUGCCUAAGAACAGCCAGGGCUCAUGGACACCUGGAACUUUCAAAUAUCAUCAGCAAUGGUCUUGUAUCCACUGCAUGUAUCAAACAGGGUCUAGUUCAUCAGCACAAUCAGGUUUGCAUUGAUGCUUUAGGUUUGCUGUGUGAAACUCACCGUAGCACAGAAAUCGUGUCUGUGGAAGAAAUGGAACUAAUUCAUUUUUUUCUGAUGUACAACUUGAAUAACCAGUCUCCUUCAGUAAGGCAACAGAUAGGUUCUUUACUGAGAAAGUUAUUUUGCAGGAUACAAGAAAGUUCCCAGGUACUUUAUAAAUUGGAGCAAAAUAAAGCCAAGCAGGAGUUACUUGAAAACUCAACCAAAAGGCAUCCUUUGGAGAUUUUGCAGCAAUAUAAAGAUUUCAUGUCAUCUGUGUGUAACAGACUUUUUGAGGUACUGUUCCCUGGUUCAUCGCACCCAACCAGAUUUUCUGCACUGACUAUUUUAGGAUUGGUGGCAGAAAUAUUUUCUGUUCCAGAAGGCCAGCCACAGGUUUUUCGUUUGGAUCAGGAGAUUGAUUCUACUCGUGUCCAAACUUUGCUCCAGUGUUUUGCCAGUACUUUUGAGGCAGUAAAGGCUCUGGCAUUUGGGCUCUUGAUGAAACUACGUGAUGUUGCAUUUAAUUUACAGGACUCUGAAAAUCUCGGCCUCCUAUUCGAAGCAGCAAUGGAUCUCAGCACAAGUACCAAGCCUUAUGAUUGUGUCACUGCUUCAUACUUGUUGAAUUAUUUAGUACACUAUACAGGUCUACAGCAUAUUUGUUUAGGAAAAUGUAUUGAGCAAAACUCCCACAUGGAUGAAAGCACAAUAGUGGAGAAGAACACUUUGGCAGUUAUCAAGCUUUUGUUGGCAAAUGUUGAAGAAGAAAUACUUCAAGCUAAGAAGUCUCUACUUCCAGCAGCAGCAUCAUUCCCAAUGUAUGGGAGAGUACAUUGUAUAACUGGGGCUUUGCAGCAAUUACCUUUAGAGUAA